AUGCCCGAGAGCCUGCCGGCAGAGAUGAGUGCUUUCAUCUGGCAUGAAAAGGAGUCCCGGCGUACAGCCCAUCAACGCCGCAAGCAGGAGCGGGAAGUCAAGGCGCAGCAGACGCAGGCUUUUCUCUCCAAUGUGACGAGCGGCGUGGAGCCACCCCCUUUCGAUCUCGUGCUCGACCAGAGCGAACGACGCCUCCGUGUCCCGUCCAGCUGCAUGGGCAUGGUUAUCGGCAAGAAGGGUGAGCACCUGAAGUCAAUCGAAAAAGACUUCAAAGUAACCGUCAAGAUCGAGAAGGAUGAUGCUAGCUCUGACAGCAUCCUCCUCGUCUCGGGCUCCUCAGCAGCGGAGGUGGCUGCGGCCGUGAAGGCGCUGGACUUCGACAGCAAAACCCUGGAGGUGCCCAAAGAAAUCGCAGGAUGGGUCUGCGGCAAGGCUGGCCGGCAUUUGAAGCUCAUCCGGGAGAUGACCGGUGUAGCGGUGUUGAGCAUGAAGGACUCUGCCGCCUCGGAGGAUCAGGGAGAAGCCCACGGUGAUGGGGCGAACCCGUCACGAUGCUCCCUGGAGAUCAAAGGUCUCCGGGAAAACGUGGAGGACGCAGCCAUGUGCAUGGAGGCUCACAUGAGCUACCACUCUGUCUUUCAGGAGAUGGAGCAGGUGGAAAAGGAACUUGACCAACGGAUAGCCGAUGCACGGGGGCGCCUUUCCAGAAGGGCGGUGUCCUCGCAAACUGGGACUGGAGCGUCGCAAGCGCGGUCAGACUCUAGAGGUGCGAAGGGACGGUCAAAGUCCCCAGGCAAGCGGCAGCCCAAAGGAGGUGCCGGGCCUUCGCCUGCAGCCACGCAGGUGAGAACGGGGCGCAUCUGGGCUGGAGCCGCCGAAGGUUCGGCCGCCAAUCCAGUCGGCGCAGCCAAAGGACGAGGACGAGGGCGUGGUUACUUCAGCAGUGCCAUCGGAGCAAAGCUACUGCUGGAAGAGACCCGGCCACAACUGCAGCUUUGUUCGGCGGUCUGCCGAGCUCAGGGGGGCACGCAGAAAGUUGCGCUUCGCCGAGUGCCCACGCUAUCUCGGGCAACACGAAACUUCUCCGAGUUCUCUGCCUCAGAUGGGCAGCAGCUUGAGGUGCUGGAGCAGGACGCUACCGGGGAGUUUUUUCGUGUACGUGCCCUUGGGGCGAAGCGCUAUCGAGGUGAAGGUGUCGCGUCAGUGGCGGAGGGCUGGAUUCGACACGUGUACUUGGAUUGGCAGUCCGGAGUCUCGCUGCCCCCGCCGCGGAUGCCACCCGCAUUUCUGGCCGAAGGUGAGUCCUUUCUUGACGGUGUUGGGGCUGCGAGCCACUGGAACUGGAAAGCAUCCACGAUGGCCCAGACAGUCAUCGCGACCCAACAGGACGCAGCUGUCUCAGAAGAGGAUUGCUGCAAGCAGGAUCGCCAGCCGAGCGUUUAUGAGCUCUUGGAUGAACUGAUCAGUUUUGAUCGAUCCACACUGACCAAGAUUCUCGCCGUGUGUGCCUCCACGCUUCUGCUCGUCAGCAGCAUCUUGAUCUACCAGGAGGUCGCUGCUGGUCGGACGGACCUCGCGAUGAUCUAUGGAGGCUUCUUCCUCUUGGUGAUUGGAUUGGUUGCGUCUGUGGCCUUUGUUCUGCACGAGACCUCGCAGUUGGAGGCUGUGCAGAAAGCUGAGAAAAAAGGCGAAUAA
Messenger RNA from Symbiodinium sp. CCMP2456, 1695 nucleotides. Lineage: Eukaryota; Dinophyceae; Suessiales; Symbiodiniaceae. The record is from the annotation of a GenBank genome assembly.